This is a messenger RNA of Toxotes jaculatrix (banded archerfish), 3529 nucleotides long. It is a transcript of the gene mfsd2ab, whose product is annotated as major facilitator superfamily domain containing 2ab. Gene Ontology annotation, molecular function: lysophospholipid:sodium symporter activity. NCBI's taxonomy places the organism in Eukaryota, Metazoa, Chordata, Actinopteri, Toxotidae. Gene Ontology annotation, cellular component: membrane. Gene Ontology annotation, biological process: carbohydrate transport. The record is from RefSeq and is a predicted model, not a curated record. The transcript is spliced from 14 exons. Bases 136 to 1722 code for a protein of 528 amino acids.
CUUAGAUUUCAAACUGGUUAUAAGCUACGAGGGUGUCUCUGGACCUGAUUCCUCAAACCUUAUCGGAAGACAGUUUGUUUGGUUUUCUUUUUUUGUGUGUAUCAAGUUUUAAGCCAAGAAACCAGCGAUCCUGCUAUGGCCAAAGGAGAAGGAGGUGAACAAUACUCCAGCGCUAGUUUAUUGAACAAACCGGUCUGUUCGGAUGGGAUCAAGCUUGCCAGGAAGCAUGAGCACAGGAACAGGUUGUCAAUCUGCAACAAGAUAAGCUAUGCCAUUGGUGGAGCACCCUACCAGAUCACAGGAUGUGCUCUGGGCUUCUUUCUGCAGAUUUAUCUACUGGAUGUAGCUCAGCUGGAUCCCUUCUAUGCCUCCAUCAUCUUGUUCGUGGGUCGAGCAUGGGACGCAGUGACCGACCCCACAGUGGGAUUCCUGGUCUCCCGAAGCCCGUGGACACGUUUCGGGCGCAUGCUGCCCUGGAUCCUGCUCUCAACCCCUCUGGCUGUUAUUUCCUAUUUCCUCAUAUGGUAUGUUCCUCCCUUUGAGGAUGGCAAAGUCAUCUGGUACCUUUUCUUCUACUGCCUCUUCCAGAGCCUCCAAACUUGCUUCCACGUGCCAUACUCUGCCCUCACCAUGUUCAUCAGCUCAGAGCAGAAAGAGAGAGACUCAGCCACUGCAUACAGGAUGACGGUGGAGGUUCUGGGCACUGUGCUCGGUACAGCUAUCCAAGGGCAGAUAGUAGGCAUGGCCAACGCGCCCUGCCUCCCAGGACCCGGUGACAUCGUGGCGGACCUGAACAUCUCGGCCAACUCUGUUGGUCUCAAUGACUCUGCACCUGUCAUUUCCCUGGAGCACACGAGAAAAGCCUACAUGAUUGCCUCCGGUAUCAUCUGCUCGAUCUACGUCCUUUGUGCUCUUAUCCUUUUCUUUGGUGUGAGAGAGCAAAAAGAGUCUUUCCAUCCCAGGUCAGAGCCCAUGUCUUUCUUCCAGGGAAUUAGGCUGGUGAUGGGACACGGACCGUACGCCAAACUGGUCAUGGUCUUCCUGUUUACCUCAUUGGCUUUCAUGCUCCUGGAGGGAAACUUUGCUCUAUUCUGCAGCACCACGCUGGGCUUUAGGAACGACUUCCAGAAUAUUCUGCUGGUCAUCAUGCUUUCCGCUACCCUGGCCAUCCCCUUCUGGCAGUGGUUCCUCACUCGCUUUGGGAAAAAGACUGCGGUUUAUGCUGGCACCUUGGCUGUGGUUCCCUUCAUGAUCCUGGUGGUGUGUCUGAAGAGUAACCUGAUUGUUACUUACAUUGUCUCCUUUGCUUCUGGGGUCGGAGUGGCCGCGGCCUUCCUGCUGCCCUGGUCCAUGUUGCCUGAUGCUGUCGACGACUUCCAAGUGCAGAACCCUAACUCCACCGGCCACGAAGCUCUGUUUUAUUCCUUCUACGUUUUCUUCACCAAGUUCGCCUCUGGAGUCUCCCUGGGAAUCUCCACUCUCAGUUUAGAUUUUGCAGGCUACAUCAGUAGAGGCUGCUCUCAACCACAGGAAGUGCAUUUAACCUUGAAACUGCUAGUGUCUGCCGCCCCCAUAGCCCUUAUCAUUAUCGGCCUUUUCAUUUUGUACUCUUACCCAAUCGAUGAGGAGAGGAGGCAAGGCAACCGCAAACUGCUACAGGAACAGAGGGACAACGAGACCGAUUCAGAAACAGACUCGACAGAGCUGGCCAACGUGGUCUAGGAUGUUUUAGAAGACCCACGGACCAAUGGGGUGAUCGACUGGCAUUUUGCACUGGGGCAGGACCAACGGACUUGGGCUUGUUGGAUCAUACAGACAUUGCCUUGUCCAAUCACACUGCUGCUGUUCCACGUCAUGAAAUUUACUUUUACGCUUUUGUUCAGUCUGAUCUCAAAAGCCUUACUUUUUGUAUAUCAUACAACUUCUGAGUACGGUGGACGAAACGUUUUUUAAAGGUUGGUCUCGAACCUCAGUUUAAACUGCACAAAACCAUGAUGGUGAUUGUGCUUUGUCGGUGUUGCCAUUAUUGGUGCUACUCGCUGGAACUGAACAGUUUGCAUCCUCUUACAUGUAACAACCAACAUUAAUGACCUUAAGCACUGCGCUACAACAACUUCAUAGCUAAGAGAUGUAAACAUUGUAAGAAACUUGAACAAACAGCGAUGACGCCUUAAUCUCAGCCCUGUUUUGGGGUUAAAAAUCCAAAACUGAUACUUGUGUCAGUCCUGAGUCAUUGACUUGUUGUGUAUUUUGAACAUGUUUAAAUGUUUUCUUGUGUAAUUAUACUGUUUCUCCUCAUAGUUUACAGAAACCAGUCAGCCAGUUUCCAUCUCAUUCCCAUCCCACAUGCUUUUUUUGAAAUAAUGGUCAGACAGUAACAGCUUUGCUCUGGCUCAUCUGACUUCCACACAAUAACACUGAAACCACUACAUUAGUAAAAGCAUUUAGUUUGCACACAUGACUGCAAUGUCUAUCCAGCAGUUCCGUUAUUUACAUUUCAUUUAUUGAACAGCUACUGUGGAAAAGCUUCUUUCUUUCUGAAUGCUUUCAUUUCCUUAACAUUGAGCAAAACAGUGAUUACAGCCGGUACUAAUUUAGUCAUAUCAUUAUUUAAAUAUUUAUUAGCUUUGAUUUGACAGUUUAUGAAUUGUUCGCUGGAACGUUUCUUGCAGUAUUUAAAAGUAUUUAAAGCCGGUAAGGUUAUUCCAACUAAAUUAAGAAUGAUGAAAAUGGUGUGGGAGUCAAAUUUUAAAACAUUUACACGCCUUUUAAUGCAUGUUUCCAUUGCUACUGUCUUUGCUCCAUAUGCAUUCAAAAAGGGAAGCAUAUAUUAAUUGUAUAAAGAAGAUUGGAAGAUGGGGAAUGAACUUCUUGUAGUACCCCCUUUUUUUGUGUAUGUAUAUAAAUGUGUGUUUACUGAUGAAACCACCGGGAUGCUUUGUGAUCAUCUCAGUCCCUGUCAUUAUAAUGAGAAUUGGCAUAUUUCAUAUCUGUUGAUAUGGAAAUGUGUACACACAGUGUCAUAUGUUAUACAUACUAUUACAACUUCAACAUGUUGUUUCUGACAACUGACUUUUGGAUAUGAAAAUGUUAAUAUUCACUGACUUUAUUCUUUUUUUGAAAUUUUUUUUUCUCAUAAGAUGCUCCUUAUAUCCCUCGUACUGGAUACUGUAUGUGCCAACAUGGUGCCAUUAUCACCCACAAACCCUGUUAUAAUUGUACAUCCUGUAAAUCUCAUCUUGUUUUAUUUUGUCAGCAUUGUGUCUUUUAUGACCCUGUGAACUUCCCUCAUGACUCUUGAGGCUGUAGCCAAAUGUGUGAGCUUUAAUCCCACAGGGAUGCACACAAGCCUUGUGUACAUGCCUCCUGUGCAUAUGUAUAUAUUGUACGUAAACCUGUAAAUAUCCUUAAUAUUUGUGGCUGUGAAUGAAAUGAACCCUUGUACAUUGUACUGUAGUUAUUUAAGGAAAAGGUGUUGAGACUGAAAAAGAUGUUGUUAAUAAACACUAAUUUACAAGUGUACUGUGAA